Molecule: messenger RNA, 972 nt
Organism: Soboliphyme baturini
Lineage: Eukaryota; Metazoa; Nematoda; Enoplea; Dioctophymatida; Soboliphymatidae
Source: the annotation of a GenBank genome assembly
AUGACAGCAUUCUGCGAAGACUGCGGUGUGACGCGAUCCGAUGUCGACGAGGUCAUCUCGAAACGCCGCGGUCGCAAGUUCACUCACCUCGAAUGGUCGGUGUUCGAGUCAGUGUUCGCUGCCUCUGACUUUCGAAAGUUUUACGGCUGCAUUCCGGCUUCAGCCUUGUCCAAGGAUCUGAGAGACACGCUGAACUGGAACGAUGAUAAUCGCAUCAUGAUGAGAACGAUCAGGUCAUUCAUUACGCAGAGUCAAUUGGAGUUUGAAGAAGAAAAACGCCGCUGGCAGAAGGAAGACAUGGACUUUAGAGAAGCCAUAAUCGCCAGCCUGGCAGAGAAAGAGCGUUUGGAAGCAGAGAAUCGCUACGAAGAAGAACUGCUUGAAAAGGCGCUACGGUUGUCAUUACAACAAGAAGCUCAUAAAAUGUCUUUCGAAGAGGAUUCGCUGUUUACUCACUCUGAUGAGCCGUUCUUCGUUGAGACAACGUCAGCAAAGACAAAAAACGAAAAGCAUCCCCAAGUUCCAGCGUCAGUGAAAAACACCCUCGUUCCUGUCAGAGAGGCUAGAAAAUCUAACUUGGAUGACAUAACAGACUUGCUUCAGCGUGUAAAGCCUAAACAAGCGAAUGAAUCGACCGUCUCCAACGACGAUCCACAGGAACAGCCUGAAAAAGCAUUUUUGAAAGGAAAUGAACCGAAAUUUUCCGAAGAAGAGGUUCGAAGACGCCAGGAAUACUUGGAGAAGCUUAGAGACCAGUUGGUAAAAGCGAAACAAGAAUCGAGACAACGGAAAUUUUCGGAACUCGAACAGAAAGAUCGCUCAAACCGCCCAAGAACGAUGAGAGCAGCCAGGAACAUACUGGGCAAUGAAGAACCUAACAUAGGCGAAUCAGACGAUUUGGCAGAAAGAAGGGCCAUCAUGGCAAAGCUGAAAAGCGAAAUUAGUGGCCUUGCUGACGCAGUAAAAAAGUGA